This is a messenger RNA of Acanthochromis polyacanthus (spiny chromis), 5098 nucleotides long. RefSeq names its product arfaptin-1-like. Gene Ontology annotation, molecular function: protein domain specific binding; phospholipid binding. Gene Ontology annotation, biological process: intracellular protein transport; regulation of Arp2/3 complex-mediated actin nucleation. The transcript is spliced from 8 exons. The coding region runs from base 203 to 1180 and encodes 325 amino acids. The record is from RefSeq and is a predicted model, not a curated record. NCBI's taxonomy places the organism in Eukaryota, Metazoa, Chordata, Actinopteri, Pomacentridae. Gene Ontology annotation, cellular component: trans-Golgi network membrane.
ACCGAGCGUCCCUCUCCGGACGGCAACACUUCCUGGGUUUGUCCGACUUCUGGUUGUUUUGGUCCAGAAAUUUUUAUCGGUUCUAGUCUUUUUCUGGACGAAACCUUCAGAAACCUUCAGGAACCUUCUGGGGUCCAAACUAUGAGCCGCUGACGGUCGGAGGACGAACCGGACGCAGUUUGAUUUGAAGAAGAGGACGAAGAUGAUGACGGAGGUGGAGCCGGAGCCGGAGCCGGAACAGGAAGGAGGCGGAGCUAAAGAGGACUCUUGUCCAAUGGAAGCAGACGGUGACGGUGAAGACAACACGACCAGGUCAGCUGACGCCACGCUGGAGGUCGCCAUGGAGACGGAGCAGAACAACGAACUCCCAGUGACGCCCCCGAAACCACUGACUGGAACGGUGGUGGUUCUUGGAAACAACCAGAAAACGGCCAGCGAGACGCUGCAGAGAGUCCGAAAGUGGAGUGUCAGCAAGUACAAGGCGACCCGCCAGGCCCUGGCUGAGAAGAUGGGCCGCGGCUCUCGGACCGUGGAUCUGGAGCUGGAGCCUCGACUGGAGCUCCUGAAAGACGACCGUCAGCGCUACGCUCAGGUGACCCGACUCGCUCAGACGCUGUCCAGUCAGCUGGCUCAGUUCACCGUUACCCAGAAGACCCUGGGAGACGCCUUCACCGAGCUCAGCCUCAAGACGCCGACGCUGCACGUGGAGUUCGGAGUGAACGCUGAAGCUCAGAAGUUUCUGUCCAAGAGCGGAGAGACUCUGACGAUGGCCAUCAACGCCUUCACGUCUGACCUGAACACGCUGAUCAACAAGACCAUCGAGGACACCAUGAUCAACGCCAAGCAGUACGAGGCCGCCAGGAUCGAGUACGAUGCGUUCAGGGUCGACCUGGAGGAGCUGAACCUCGGACCACGGAACGCCGGCACUCUGCCCAAACUGGAGGAGGCCCAGAAGAACUUCCAGAGCCAGAGGGAGCACUACCAGAAGGUCCGAGACGCCCUGUCGGUCAAAGUGAAGCUGCUGGAGGAGAACAAGGUUAAAGUUCUCCACAACCAGCUGUGGUUGCUCCACAGCGCCGUGGCCGCCCACAGCACCUCCUGCCACCGCUUCCUGGAGCACAACAUCCAGCAGGUAGACGAACACCUGAGCGACGCCCCGUCCUGGUUGGAGGAGAGCUGACAGCAGAGGAGCUGUGAGGGAAACGUUUGGGAGAAGUCGACUAGAAAUCAGUGAUGUUUUGAUUUGUGGGUUUAUUUAUUUAAUCCUCUGAACCCCGACAGGUUGGAAUGAAAUGUUAGCUUUAAAAAAAUCACCCAAAUCACUCCUUAUUCAUCAGAAACUGUAAGAACAGAAAGAAGCAUCAGAUUUCCUACUUUCUUUGAACUAGACGCUGGAAAAAAAUCAACAAAUCUGAGCGUCAAAUCAGAAUAAUUCAUCAAAAUGACUUUAUUAUUUUACCAAAAAUAAACCAUUUGCUUUAAUAAAAGUCCAGUUCUGAGUUUUCAGGUUGAGCUGCAGGCAGUUUUUCUGUAAGUGGUUAAAUAGUCACAUCAGUUGGAGCCUUUAUUGUUUCUUUGUUGUUGGUAACUCCUCAGAAACAUGCUGAUUCCAGGUUUUUACUGUUUUCGUAACGUUAAAGAAGCUUUCGAAAGUUCCAAAAUGACUCAAGAUUUGUUUAAAAAUAGCUCAAAAUUAUUUAAAAUUAGUUAAAAUAUGUUAAAAUUAUCUUAAACUUUGUUCAAACUGACUCAAGCUGUUCAAAUUUACUUAAAAUUCAUCCAAAAUGACUAAAAAUCAGAAUAAAAUGGCUUGAAAUUCAUCUAAAAUAUCUCAAAAUGUGUCCGGACGUGCUGAUUCCAGGUUUUUCUAACAUUACAGAACCCUGGUUUUGUGUCGUAGAGACAGAAGACAUCGUUCUGUCCAGUGCAGGACUUUCAUUUAUAUCGCAGAGAUAAACGAGCUUCAGUGAGUUUUAAUCAGGAUCUGUCUGCUGGGGUUCAGAGGUUUGUUCUCUCCAGCUCAGAUGUUUGUUUGGAGGUUUUCUGGAGGAAAAAGUCUCAGAGUGUUUGCUCUGAAACGUCUUCCUCGUCUCUGUGAUGGAGACUAAAUCUGUCUAAUCCUCUAAGCUUCUCUUUGAACUUCAUAGCAAACCGUCAGACUAACGUGAGCCGGCUGCUCCCAGAAGAACGUUAGAACCCUGUUUUAUCUGCACUGCUCCUGUUGUUUGUUCUUUAAAGUUCCAAAGCUGCCUUCAGCGUUCCAGGGCUCCACAGGAAACCACUUUUACUGGAUCAUCUGACCUUCAGCAGGUAGAAAAACUCCCCUGGUUUCAGCUAGAUGUGACGUCAGAAAACCUCAUGGUUGGUUUCAGCUGCAGGACCUGAUGGAGACUAGUGAGAGGUUUAGGGAACAUCUGGAAACUGUAGUGUCUGCUGAUUGGCUGCGGAUGUUUAGGGAACAUCUGGAAACUGUAUUGUCUGCUGAUUGGCUACAGAUGUUUAGAGAACAUCUGGAAACUGUAGUAUCUGCUGAUUGGCUACGGAUGUUUAGGGAACAUCUGGAAACUGUAGUGUCUGCUGAUUGGCUACGGAUGUUUAGGGAACAUCUGGAAACUGUAGUAUCUGCUGAUUGGCUACGGAUGUUUAGGGAACAUCUGGAAACUGUAGUGUCUGCUGAUUGGCUACGGAUGUUUAGGGAACAUCUGGAAACUGUAGUAUCUGCUGAUUGGCUACGGAUGUUUAGGGAACAUCUGGAAACUGCAGUGUCUGCUGAUUGGCUACGGAUGUUUAGGGAACAUCUGGAAACUAAUGACUCAUUUUCCAGAUGUUCCCUAAAUGCCUCACAGUCGUCAGUAGAUCUGGAAACUGAGGCAUCUACUGAUGACUGCGAUGCGUUCAGGGAACACCAAUAAAUCGUUUUGGGACCUGGCUGAAGGCACUCCGGUGCAGCGAUGUAAAAGUGAGUUUGGAGCCCUGAAUUUGCUGCGUUUAAGUUCCGUUUUUCUUGAAGCUGUCUUGUUGACGUGUUUGAAUGUUUUUUUGUUCGUUUACCUCAAUACCAACAACAACUAUGCAACAACACUUUUGUGCAAUAACGACCAAAGAUUCUCUGAAAGGGAAACUCCACCCGACCUCCUGUGGUGCGUUCAGGGACCAAAAGCAGCUCCAGACUGAACUCCAUCUCCUACUGGUAGAUUUAGAACAUUUUAACUCUGCUUUUCUUUUUUGGUUUUUUAGCUUUGUGUGUUUUUUUUAUGUCAUAAUGAUGAUUUUGUUUUGGAAUUGUCUUUAUUUUCCAAUAAUCUGAACUCGGCGUUACCGUUUCACUGAUGGAGUUCAGGAAGCAACAAAAACCAACCUUGAAUUCAAUUUUUUUAUAAGAAAAACUCCAAUGAGGGGAUCUAAUUUAGUGCCAAAGACUAAUAAUUAUUUUUAUAUAAUUGAGAUAAAUGUCUGAUUACUACAGGAAUCACUACAAAGAGUUGUCUUGUGAUUUAUUAGAAAAGAAAAACCCGUUAAAGCUGUUAAAGUGAAAGUUUGUGUUCAGGGACCAUUUGGGGGUUUUUGGGACUGAAAAGAGAAACAGGAUUUUUUUCUUCAUCUGAGCCAAAUGAGGACCAAAGUGUGGAGAAAAGUUUUAAUCCUGUCGAAAAGUUUACAUGUCAGAGCUGCCAAAUAAAGCAGAAAAAAAUGUACCGAAUCUGAGUUUGUGUUUGUUUUUGAACCAAACUAAAGACUUACAGCGGUGGAAAAAGGGGUUAAAUUUGACAUAAUUUCUGAAAUCAUUUAGAAGUUGUCCAGAAUGACAUGAAAUCUGUUCCAAAUGACUUCAGAUAUCUCAAAAAUGACUCAAAAUGUGUCAAAAAACACUCAAAAUUGGUCCAACAUGAGUUAAAAUGUUAAAGAUUUCUCAAAGUUGCCCAUAAAGACUUCAAAUUUGUACAAAAUGACUCAAAUUUUGUCCAAAAUUAGUUAAAAAAUUGUCUAAAAUGGCUCAAAAUUUGUUUAAAUUUAAUCUUAUCUUAAUUUCUGACUCAUUCCAAAUCAUAUUCAGACAAUUCAAUGUAAUUUUUGACCCACAAACACAGACAAAUUUAAGUCAGUGUAGACAAACUUUGAGACAUUUAAGAUGAAUUUCAAGUAAUUUUAUUCAGAUUUUUAGUCGUUUUUUUGACCAUUUGAACUCUUUUUGUAUGACUUUUAAAUAAGUUUGAACAGUUUGAGUCAUUUUCCACGAAUUUUAAGUCAUUUUGGACAAACUUCAAGAAUAUAUUUGACACAUUUUAACUAGUUUUAACUCAUUUUGAGAUAUUUCUAAUAAAUCUUGAGUAAUUUUGGACAAAUUUUGAAUCAUUUGAAUUUUUUAACAUUUAGACCACAUUUCUGUGUGGAAAUCCUUCACAUCUGACGUCAAAUGUGCCUUAAAAUGUAAAAAAGCUGGUUUUAGAGCCUGUUGAUUACAAAUAAAUCCACCUGAAAUGUGAAAACGUCAGGUGAUUUUUAGGCUUUUUUGUUCUGUUAAGUGUCGCCUUUGUCCUCACUAAUAUUUAAAGUAAUCAGCUACAUUUUAUAUUAAUAAAUAUUGAUGUAAAGGUUUAACUUGUAUAUUUAAAUUAGGUAGAUUUAAGAGAGAGUACUUCUAUUUUGUUGCUUAUUCCUGUGAAUUUAAUUAAAUUUGUAAGUCAGUUAAAAGAUGAGUUGAAACUGGAUGAACAAACGUGAAUUAUUUGGUAUUCAGUGAUGUGUUCGUGUGAUUUUAGGAUAACACAGCGCUUGUGUUUGUGGUCCCGUUGCUCUGAUUGCUUUAAAGACAGAGAAGCAAUUACUCACCAGGCAACGGCAACACAAACCUGUUUGUCUCAGUGUUCUGUUUCUGCAUCCAGGAUCAUUUUCACCAACAGAGUUUCUCACAGAGACUCGGAUUCAGGACGGUUUAAAAGAACACUGCUUUAAAGUGAAACUGGUCAAGAACUUUAAAGCUCCUAUUGUAGCUGCGCCAGGUUUCAUUCACUUUAAUUACUUUAAAAUAAAUCUUUUCUUUUGUAAUGUUCACAAUAUUUUGAUCUCCAAAUAUUUUCUAAUAAAUAAAAUCCUUUCA